AUGCAGAUCAAGGACCGCACCUUCAUCGUGAGCGGAGGCUCUUCUGGCCUGGGUCUCGCAACCACCGUCAUCUUCCUCCAACACGGCGCCAACGUCUCCAUUCUCGAUCUUAACCCUCCGCCCUCAGAAGCCUCCCUUGACCCAUCCCGAAUCCUCUUCACAAAGACAAACGUUGGAUCUACCGAGUCGCUACAAUCAGCCUUGCAAAAUACUCUAAGAUGGAUUCAGGAGACCACAAAACCGCUGUCCGGUGUCAUCUGUUCCGCAGGUAUCGGCACGGCAGCAUUGGCUCUUCCAAAACAGGACCCCUCGGCGACCCAUGAAAGUGUCAAAUACAUGGACAUGUCUGGCUUUGAUCGCACCUUGGCUAUCAACCUUCGGGGCACGGUUGAUCUGAUCCGCCUGGCCCUACCGCACAUGGCUCUUAACAAACCAUGGGGUCCUGACGGUGAGCGAGGGAUAGUGGUCGUCGUCUCGUCUGUCGCGGCAUAUGAAGGCCAAAUCGGUCAGCUAGCUUACAGUGCAAGUAAAGGUGCAGUCCGCAGCAUCGUCCUCCCCCUGGCGCGCGAGCUGGGCCAAAAGGCGGGAAUUCGAGUCAUGGGGAUUGCACCUGGUGUAUUCCAGACUGGCAUGACCAUGCAGCCGAAGAAGCCUCAGCCGAAACAAGGACAGAAAUCAGAACCAGCAAAGAAAGAGGGGGCCGAGAAAUCAAAAGGCAGCACAGGAUCGCGUGCAGGAAUGAAUACCGAGAUGAUCCAAUACCCAAUGCGCAUGGGUCAAGGCCAUGAAUUCGCCCGUCUUGUCAAAGAGAUUGUGGAGAAUCCCAUGCUGAAUGGGUUUGUCAUUCGACUCGACGGCGCUGUGAGGAUGCCUAGCCGGCUGUAA
Fonsecaea multimorphosa CBS 102226 is the source of this 885-nucleotide messenger RNA. RefSeq lists its product as uncharacterized. The coding region runs from base 1 to 885 and encodes 294 amino acids. The record is from RefSeq and is a predicted model, not a curated record. NCBI's taxonomy places the organism in Eukaryota, Fungi, Ascomycota, Eurotiomycetes, Chaetothyriales, Herpotrichiellaceae. Gene Ontology annotation, molecular function: oxidoreductase activity. The transcript has a single exon.